Protopolystoma xenopodis is the source of this 156-nucleotide messenger RNA. NCBI's taxonomy places the organism in Eukaryota, Metazoa, Platyhelminthes, Monogenea, Polystomatidea, Polystomatidae. The record is from the annotation of a GenBank genome assembly.
AUGAAUGACGGGCGUUUGGUAGAUACUGGAACCGACAACACUGUCAUCUUCAGGACGGGCUUUAGGCAGGAUGAAGGGCGGGGUUCGCUUGAAAACAUUCCUGGUCUUUUUUCCAACGGCACUACAAUGGGGCCAUUGCGUAAGUUGACUUUUUAA